CCAUGGGGUCAGGGUCAGCCAGGAGGAUGCCUGACCUGCCGCUGGGCCGUCAAGUGAGUGACCUCAGACCCACUAGGCUUUAGCACAGGGCCCCAGGGAACUGCCCAGGGCAGGGGCUGGCAGCAGGCGGACACCGGGCAGAAGAGGGCGUGAGGAAAUGCUGACAGUCUGGGGCACUGCAGGGAGCACUUCCGCUGCCCAGGAAUUCCACCCAACCGGCUCUCCUGGCUCCCUAAGGACCUGCGGUGCUGCUGGCUGACCAUGCAUUGGGGGAGGAAGGCGGGGACUCUAAGGGCAACCCUCGGGGCCCCUGGAACCAACUUCUCAGACCCUGGGGGGGCAGCAGACACUAGUACCUCCUCCGGCCCCGAUGACCCAGCUCUGAGCCGGGAGGUGGCAACAUCUCGCAGUCAUGCCUGUCCUGCAGUGUGGCAGGGUUGGAAUGCAGUGGGCACAGCCCAGUCCCAGCCCCCUGGCCCACAGCUUCUCCAGGGCUGAGUCAGCAGUGCCAGGCUGGAGCCAGGUACAGACCUCUGGGCCUUGCUGGGCGUGGUGUGUCCUCCUAGUCAGGCCCUCUGACUCUCCUCUUGACCACCCCAGACCCCCAGCCCAAACCCAGACAAGGGCUCGGCGUGAGGCUGGCCACUCUCGGCCAGCAGCCAUAGGAAGCCAGCACUGGUCUCAGUGGGCGCCACACCCCGCACACCCUGUGUGGCUCCCUCCCCCACAGCACACGCUGACACAGGCCGCCACGCCUGUCCCUAGUCCCGCCCGCCAGGGGCCUGUUCUGGGUCAAGCCUGGGCACGACUUCCUGAGAGGACCAGAGGCGGGUGCUCCAGGCCGGGCUCUGCCGAGAUCAUGGCUUGGGGUAUGUGGGGCCGGGCCCAGGGGCCUCCCGUGGGGGCACUGACCCUGACAGCGCUGGCUGAGGGGAUCCGAGCCGGCCAGGGGCAGCCCACAGGGCCUCCUUCCACGGCGCCUGGGCCUGUUGUGGAGUCGGACAUUGGAGUGGUCCUGCCUGUGGCUGGAGCGGGGCCCUGCUCCCCAGCCUGUGCCCCGGAACCACAGGACUGUGAGGAGCCCCACCAGGUUCCCCCAAGCUCCUGGGAGGAGGGAGCCCUCGCCGACCUGGCCCUGUGCACGGCUGCCUGCAUGGAGGAGGCGGGCUACUCGGGCACCCAGGCCACAGCACUCACCCUGUCCUCAGCACUGGAGGCCCAGGGGCAGCGGCUGGAGGAACAGGUGCACGCGCUGGUGCGGGGGCUGCUGGCGCAGGUGCCCAGCCUAGCGGAGGGGAGGCCCCGGAGGGCCGCUCUGCGCGUGCUCAGUGCGCUGGCUCUGGACCACGCGCAGGACGUGGUGAGCGCGUUGUUGCCCUGCUCGCUGCCACCAGACAGGGCCGCCACCGAGCUAUGGCGCAGCCUGAGUCGGAACCAGCGUGUGAACGGGCAGGUGCUGGUACAGCUGCUGUGGGCACUCAAGGGCGCAGCAGGGCCGGAGCCUGAGGCCCUGGCGGCCACGCGCGCCCUCGGGGAGAUGCUGGCCGUGUCCGGCUGCGUGGGCGCCACGCGGGGCUUCUACCCGCACCUCUUGCUGGUGUUGGUCACGCAGCUGCACGAGCUGGCCCGGAGCACACGCUCUCCUGACAGCCCCAAGGUCUGGGCACCGUCAGAUCCGGGACCCCCGCAUGGCCACGCCAGCUGUGCCGUGGAGGCCUUGAAGGCCCUGCUCACAGGGGAUGGCGGCCGUAUGGUGGUCACAUGCAUGGAGCAGGCCGGAGGCUGGAGAAGGCUGGUUGGUGCCCACACCCACCUGGAGGGUGUGCUGCUGCUGUCCAGUGCCAUGGUGGCCCACGCCGACCACCACCUGCGGGGCCUCUUUGCUGACUUACUUCCACGGUUGCGUAGCACGAACGACACGCAGCGCCUCACAGCCAUGGCCUUCUUCACCGGGCUCUUGCAGAGCCAACCCACUGCGCGGCUCCUGCGGGAGGACAGCAUCUUGGAGCGACUCCGCGCCUGGCAGGGUGACCCUGAGCCCACCGUGCGCUGGCUCGGCCUGCUGGGCCUCGGGCACCUGGCUCUGAACCGCGGCAAGGUGCGGCAUGUGAGCACGCUGCUGCCUGCACUGCUGGGUGCACUAGGCGAGGGCGACGCGCGGCUUGUGGGCGCCGCGCUGGGCGCGCUGAGAAGGCUUCUGCUGCGACCACGGGCGCCUGUGACACUUCUAAGCUCGGAGCUGCGGCCACGCCUCCCACCUCUGCUGGACGAUGCCCGGGACUCGGUCCGCGCCUCUGCCGUCGGGCUGCUGGGGACCCUGGUGCGGCGAGGCCGUGGCGGGCUCCGGGUGGGGCUCCGCGGCCCCCUGCGGAAGUUAGUUCUCCAGAGUCUGGUGCCACUACUGUUGCGUCUGCAUGAUCCCAGCCGGGAUGCUGCUGAGAGCUCAGAGUGGACGCUGGCCCGCUGUGACCAGGCACUGCGCUGGGGGCUGCUGGAGGAGAUGGUCACUGUGGCCCAUUACGACAGCCCGGAGGCCCUGAGCAGAGUGUGUCACCGCCUGGUUCAGCGGUACCCGAGUCACGUGUGUCGCUUCCUGAGCCAGACACAGGGCUACCUCCGUAGUCCUCAGGGCCCCCUGCGCAGGGCAGCUGCCGUGCUCAUAGGCUUCCUCGUCCAUCACGCAAGUCCCAGCCGUGUGGACCAGGAUCUGCUUGAUGCCCUCUUGCAGGACCUGGGUCAGCUGCAGAGCGACCCGGAGCCAGCAGUGCUGUCCGCUGCUCAGGUGUCCGCCCAGCAGGUGGCGCUCCUGGCCCGCGCGCAGGCCCGACCCCGCAGCCCCCGCCUCGCCCGCUUGGUGCGCCUGGUGCAUGUGGGCCACCGGUUUGCACGCCCCCCCAGGCCAGAGCCCGUCUACACCGACAGCCCCUUCCAGCGUCGGAGCCUCGCAGGACGCUGGGGCUUCUCGGGGCCUGGCUGAGUGAGCAGGGCCUCACCCAGCCGUGCCUGUACUUGGCGCCAGAGCCAAGCCUGGGGGCACCUCAUUCUUCCAAGAACAACCUGUGACCCGCCUGGGGCCCAGACAGUGAGCAGUGCCUUGCAGGCACCAUCUCCCCAGCGGCCCCUCCCCCUUCUGCCAGUACUCUGCCUACCCCAUUCUGGGCGUGGUGUCCUCUGCUGCCCAGCCUCCCCAACACACUGACCACCUGUUCCCACUUCCCCCCUCCCCCGCCCCACCGUGCCCAUGGCUACUCCCCACUCCUAAGGUUUCUCUGGGAAGUCAACAGACUCCCCUGGGCCCACAGACUGGGGUCACACCUGGAGCUCAGGUCUGGGGUGAGGGCGUCAGACCCCUCCUACCUGAGUCCUCAGGCUGGCCCCCAGCAUCCGCCUGGCCUGAGUGAGGAAUGAGGAAGACAUGGACAGCCAGGGCCCCUCCAAGGCACUGCCACGCUCGGAGGCCUGGCAAGUGGGUCUGCCUGCAAAUCCUCAGGCAUCCCCCACACACAGCCACUUGGAGGGCAGCGACCACGCCCCCAGAUUGCGGCCUGUCCAGUAUGUCUGGAGAGAUGGCACUGGGCUAGGAGGCUUGCCUGGCAUGUGGCUCACCUGGGUUUGACCUCCAGGUUCUUUGAGCACUGCCAGGAGUAAACCCUAAGCACUGCCAAGUGUGAC
Molecule: messenger RNA, 3672 nt
Organism: Sorex araneus (European shrew)
Lineage: Eukaryota; Metazoa; Chordata; Mammalia; Eulipotyphla; Soricidae
Gene: MROH6
Product: maestro heat like repeat family member 6
Exons: 14
Coding region: 413-2977 (854 amino acids)
Cellular component (GO): cytoplasm
Source: RefSeq, a predicted model, not a curated record